Messenger RNA from Exophiala dermatitidis NIH/UT8656, 1409 nucleotides. RefSeq names its product 50S ribosomal protein L17. Gene Ontology annotation, molecular function: structural constituent of ribosome. The transcript is spliced from 2 exons. Gene Ontology annotation, biological process: translation. Lineage: Eukaryota; Fungi; Ascomycota; Eurotiomycetes; Chaetothyriales; Herpotrichiellaceae. Gene Ontology annotation, cellular component: ribosome; mitochondrial large ribosomal subunit. The record is from RefSeq and is a predicted model, not a curated record. Bases 312 to 995 code for a protein of 227 amino acids.
GCGGAACUGGUAGUAAUAGUAGAAUUGCAGUGCUGCAAUCAACUGUACAGUUGUACUACUAACCACUGUUAUAUAUCAACAACAAAAGGACCCGUCAGCUACAACCAAGCAGGUACAGGAUACUCAGGCUCGGCGCUCUGCACGUAGCAGGCGAUCAUUGUCAAACCACCAACCAACUCCGCCGCAGUUGGUUCACUGGGCCAAAAAUAUUUCCUCCAAGUCGCCUGGAACCAUCCCCAUCGCCGACCGCGCAAUCGACGGCGGCACACCAGACUCCCCUGUCCAGAGACUCUAUAUAACGAAACGGCAGCAUGUCAUCCAUAAAAUACCGACACUUAAGCCGGCCGUCGGCACACCGACAAGCCCUCCUCCGCAACCUAGUGACCUCCCUGAUCGCCAAUGAAUCGAUAUCCACGACGUACGCAAAGGCCAAAGAAGCGCAGCGCCUCGCGGAGAAACUGAUCACGCUGGGCAAGAAGAACACAAACGCCGCUCGGCAGCGGGCCAAGAGCAUAUUUUUCGAACCUGAACGACACAUGGACAAAUUAUUCACCGUGUUGCGAAAACGCUACGAACACCGACCGGGCGGGUACACGCGCGUGUUGCGGCAGGAGCCCAUCCGCGACGACCAGGGCGAGUCGGCGAUCCUGUCGCUGGUCGACGGGCCCCGCGACAUGCGGUUCAGCAUGACUGCCAAAGCGCUCGUGCGGCAACGCAAGGAAGGCCUGCCCAUGCAUGAACUCACGGCCGUCAAUGUCCGCAAGGUCACGAGGUUUCGCGAAAACGGCGAGGACGCCCUCGAGGAAGAGGUCAAGAGGCUCGAGGCCGAUAUGGAGGCCCAGUCGCUGUUGGAGAAGUCCGAGUUUGAAGAGGACGGCACGGUCUACGAGUGGGUUCGUGGCGAAAAGGAUCGUAGGUCGACUGCGAAGGGGAAAGAGAAGAAUGGUCCCGGUCGGCUGAGGAGGCAGCGCGUCGGUGAGGAUAAGGAGUUGUAAAACAAAACAAGAAUAGAAAUCUCGAUUUGCUGGUUUUCGCUCGCGGGUCUUCUGGGUUUACCGUCCAGAAUCUGGCGGCGACCCCUGUUUUUGGGGCUGUUGUUCUUUUUGUUUCCUGCCGAGUUCAAUUCAUGGCUCGUAUUUCUAUGCGUGGCUGGGCUACUCGUUUGGCGUCAUUUGAAUUGGAGACACUCCAUUGCAUGCAUAAGGCGCCGGAACUUGUGCUCAGCAGACAGUGGAAGGCAGAGAUGGCUGGAGUAAUACAUGCAUCAUUGGGAAUAAGAUGCGAGGAGCACGGGAAAUCGCUGGUUUCGCAACUCUGACGAUCAAUGCUCCGGAGCAAGAUCAGAAAAUUCAGACAAUUCAGUCACAGAGAACGUUUCAACCAUGUCAUAUGAGCUACUCAGAGUUCUA